This is a messenger RNA of Silurus meridionalis, 4105 nucleotides long. RefSeq names its product YY1 associated factor 2 (gene yaf2). The transcript has 3 exons. The record is from RefSeq and is a predicted model, not a curated record. NCBI's taxonomy places the organism in Eukaryota, Metazoa, Chordata, Actinopteri, Siluriformes, Siluridae. Gene Ontology annotation, biological process: positive regulation of DNA-templated transcription. Gene Ontology annotation, molecular function: DNA binding; transcription coregulator activity. Gene Ontology annotation, cellular component: nucleus. The coding region runs from base 1588 to 2181 and encodes 197 amino acids.
UAAUAACACUCAGGUCCAUGUAGUGGAUGAAUACAAGUAUUUAGGAACAAUUAUUGAUAACAGAUUGAAGUUUGAACAAAAUACAAAUGCAAUUAGUUAAAAAUCACAUCAAAGAUUAUUUGUGCUGAGGAAGUUAAAUUCUUUUAAUGUACAGAGACGUAUUCUUAUGACCUUUUAUAACUCUUUUGUGGAAAGUAUCUUGUCUUUUUCUUUUAUUUGUUGGUUUUCUUUAUUGUCUGUAAAGAAUAGGAAUCGCUUGCAAGGUAUGGUAAAUCUAUGCGCAAAAAUUGUAGGUGUUCCUUUGCGAAGUCUCACAUUUUAUUAUGAACAGCAAAUGAUGAGAAUGGCACAGAAAAUUAUGGGUGACUGUACACACCCUUUAAAUGACUAUUUUGAGUGGAUGCCCCUUGGGCGACAUUUAAGAUCAACUAAAUGUUCCACAAACCGGUACAAAUUUACUUUUGUGCCUGAAGCAAUACGGUUAUGUAACAAAUCCAGUCGAAUUAGAUGAAUUAUUUUUUAUUUUAUUUAUUUAUUUUAAUUUUUUAAAGGUAUUAACAUUUGUAUGUGUGUGUUCUGAUUGUGUGAAGCACCAUGACAGCUUAAAUCAAUUGCCCCAUGGGGAUAAAUAAAGCUCUAAACUAAACUAUUUCCAAAAUAUUUCAAAGUGAAAUAAGUCAUUUUAUUUUCACAACCCUGUAAGACUGUAUGUUUGUUUGUUUUUGGGGGGGGAUUAUAUGAAAGAUGAAAUAUUUACAUUUAAAAAAAUUUGAAUUUAUGAAAUACAAUUUAUGGAAAAACAUGUAUCCUUUUUUUAUCACUUUUGUAUUAUGCAUGUAUAUAACUUUUUCACCAAUUGUAUAUUGUAAACACACACACACACACACACACACACACACACACACACACACACACACACACCUCUGUCCAGUUUGAAAUCUAAUGGAAAAAACCUGAAGCCUGAAUGCAAAAUCCAUCACAAUUCAAGUCAGUAUUUCUAAAACAAACAUUUAUAGAUUGUUUUAUAAACUCACCACCAUCUUAAUUCAUUCAUGAUGACCUACAUUAAGUAUUUUAACUUCAGUUAGUUCAUGUAAAAGUUCAUGUAUGGUUUGUGAGAGCUCCAGAUCUCACACAUCUCUCCGGACAGAAUUUCCCACGUCUCAGUCGCCACACUGUUUCCCCUAACUUGCCGGAGUCUACCUCGUGAUUGGCUAGUGGCCGCACCACGUGACCGACUUCCGCCUGGAGUUUUGGCGACAGCUGGAGCGCGGUGGUGCCGCGGGAGUCUCGGGGUCGGGUUUCUGCACACUUUCCGUUCUGCUCCAUCCUGUCUAAAAUAUGGGCGAUAAGAAGAGUCCGACAAGGUAACGGGAGCAGCGUGGUGGCAGCACCGUGAAAAAGCCGAGGCGCUGUUGCUUGUGUGUGUAAUUCGUGAGGCGUGGGGCGCCUCACACCACAGCCGUACAUGGCGGAUAGCUUGUUUUGUUUCAGCAACCAUUAGCGGCAUGAGCAGGCGAUGGUGCUCCGCGGGCUGCGCAGCAACAACCCGGACACCGGUUUGACACAUGUCUCUAAUGUGUGUGAAUGUGUGAAAAACCCUAUUCCCGUGUGUCUUUUUUUUUAUUUUUGUGUUUUGUUUUAAGGCCGAAGAGGCACUGCAAGCCGUCGUCGGACGAAGGCUGCUGGGACUGUAGCGUCUGCACUUUCAGGAACUCCGCCGAGGCGUUCAAGUGCAUGAUGUGCGACGUUAGAAAGGGCACAUCCACACGGAAACCUCGUGCCGUUUCACAGCUUGUGGCUCAGCAAGUACCUCCGCAGUUCGCUUCGCCCACACAACCCAAAAAAGAGAAGAAGGAAAAGACGGAGAAGGACAGAAACGACAGGGAGCCAGCAAUGAAAAAGAACAGCCACAAAAAGAUGAGGCCGAGGUUAAAAAACGUCGACAGAAGCAGUGCACAGCACUUAGAAGUCACAGUGGGAGACCUGACAGUCAUCAUCACAGACUUUAAGGAGAAAGCAAAGCCCUUAUCCUCCUCCACAAGCUCAUCCUCCUCCACAGCCACGUCAGCAGAUCUGCGCAGCCAAAGUGGUUCCAGCUCAGAUAACACAGAAAGAGCAGUCUCCAGGUCAUCAUCACCUCGGGGUGAAGGCUCAUCAGUCAAUGGAGAAGCACACUAGCCUCUGGAAGAAAAAAAAACACCCUUAUUUUACUGAAGGUCAAAAGUUUUUCCCUGCACAUAUCCCUACUCCUUCUUUUUGACUGGACUGAAUGGGGCUUGGAGUAUCCCCACAGUCACUGCACUAAGAUCAUAGGAAGAUCUCAGCUGAGUAGCAAGGAGUUAUAAUACUGCCCAUCUAAAGCGCAACUGUCAGUGUGAUUGAAGAAUAUCGCUGAUGAGACUGUUCCGAUCAACGUCACAUGCUUUCUAAACUCACAAAACAACUUUCUGGCUCAAAGACAGUUACUGAUGUGUGUCUGGAAGUAAAGAGAAUGUACUAAGUUGUACUUUCCAAGCUCUAUCUUACCUGACUGGCAAUUUAUUUAUAUAUAUAUAUAUAUAUAUAUAUAUAUAUAAAAUAUAAGAAACUGGAUGAGAUUCAGGGUGAGUGGUCUUCGAUCCAGGAAAACACAUACGAGGACUGAGCUUGAGAUCCAAUAACAAAACCAUUAUAUUGUGAUGUUCAGCAUAGUUUGUGUUGUUCAUUUUGCAAUGAGGAAUAUUUCGGUCUGAGUUUCAUAAAAGUGGAAAGUUUACAGAAUAUAAAUGUGAAGAGUUUUUGAUUAGGGAUGCAUCAGUAUGGAUACUGGUAUUAAGCUUGAUGCCAUGCUUAUUUACUCAUACUUGUAAAAAAAAAAAAAAAAAAAAAAUGCUCCAAUACCAGCUUCUGUUACCACGUGAUGCUGUGUGCCGUAAGCCUAGCGCAUGUUGCCAUAAUAACGAACUGACAACUUAUUCCUGGAUUUAUUUCUUGAUUCGUGAUUCAAGCGGUGCUCUGUGAAAAUACUAAAACAGAAACCUGAUAAAGCAUGUCGUUUAGGCAGUGUGCAAACAUAGCCGGUCUGUACACAUCAGCAAACGUGGUCAUUAAAAACAAACGCAGGGUAGCGUGAAUUGUGCGGGCACAGAGAAAUCAACAAUCCUGACACAAGAGCACUUCGAUUUUGCGAGCACCGGCACAUGCAUGCACACGCACACUUCCUGUCCCCUUUUGCUCGCCAGGAUUCACACUUUGCAGGUCAAGGUACAAUUCGCAACUCCUGGUUAUUCAUGACCACUCUUGCUGAUGCUAAUCUGCAUGCUUUGGUUAUGUGAACAUAAAUCUCAAAAUUUAAAGCAAAAACACGAACGUUCAUGUCGUCUCAGAUAAUACUAGGUAGAUUACUAGGUGCAUCGAUUUUGCUAUCACACCGAUGACCAAAAACCCGUACUCAUACACGGUCUGGAUCCAACGGUAUUGAUGCAUCCCUAUGUUAUAAGUAAUGAUUUGUGGUUAUAAAAGAUCGGAUGCAGUAUCUGGUAUCUAAAAGUUUUCAUGUUUCGAGGAAAUUCUAGUUACUUUAUCAAGUAUUAGUUUUAUAUUUUAUCACUUGUUCUAUUGCUUUUUUCCUUUGCUCCACUGCACUUGUGUGAUCUGUUUUUCGACGAUCUAAAAGGAUUCAAAAGGAGACCAGGGGCUACUGAUCAGCUUGUAAACCUUAUGGUGUUAUGGGAUGUUUUUUUUUUUUUUUAUUGUCUUCUGUAUGUCCAUCACCACCAUGUCUUCUAACAGACGGAUAUUUUAAAGCUGGUGUGCGUCAUUGCAUUCGUGCGAGAUGCCGUGAAUGUUACUGAAGAAGGUUGAAAUGCCUCUUUAGGAUAUGAUGAUAUAUGCACUGCACUGUGUGCUAACCCCCAGGCCAUUGUAGUUCCCCAUGAUGUUCCCUCAUAAGUCACACUUUUGCAAUAUGAACUCAAAAGCAAUUUUUUUUAGAUAACUAUAUUGGUUAGAGUGCUUGAUAGGAAAACUGUAGAUCUAUUUUCCAGGUUUGUGUUUGUAAAGAAGCAGAUUGAAUGUUUUUUUUUUUUAUUAUUAUUAAAUAAAAGCCAUGUUUCUCAUAAAG